Messenger RNA from Dufourea novaeangliae, 1202 nucleotides. Its product is annotated as pro-resilin. The record is from RefSeq and is a predicted model, not a curated record. The transcript is spliced from 3 exons. Lineage: Eukaryota; Metazoa; Arthropoda; Insecta; Hymenoptera; Halictidae. The coding region runs from base 30 to 1019 and encodes 329 amino acids.
GUAAAACCGAGUAACUUACUACAACUACAAUGAAGAUCUUCAUCGCUUUUGCUCUUCUCGCCGUGGUGACCGCAGAGCCACCUAGAUACCGUCAACAACAAAGACAAUACUAUUUCGCUAGACAGCAAGAGGAACCCACUGCUGUCGCCGACGGUUCCUACCCACCAUCCGGUUGGAGGCCAGCUGGACCAGCUUUUAACCUUCCUCAGAGACAAUACGGAGCGCCCGUUGCUCCUCAGCAGCAAUACGGAGCGCUCGCUGCUCCCCAGCAGCAAUACGGAGUACCUGCUGCCCCUCAGAAACAAUAUAGCGGAUCAGCCACUCCUCAGCAGCAGAAGUAUGGAGCCCCGAGUGCAUCUCAACAGCAAUACGCAGCACCUAUUGAGCGUCAAACGCAGUACGGAGAACCUAGCGAGCCUCAAUCGCAGUACGGAGCGCCAGCGGUUCCUCAGCAACAAUACGGAGCCCCGCAAGAAGCUACCACCACCGACAUACCAAACAGUACGGAAGUGGAAAACGCCACCACAGUCGCCAGUUCCACCGAGUCUGAGUCCGAGCCCGUAAACUCCGUGAACGAGCUCGACGACGAGGCAGUGGAUGAACAGCAACCCCAACAAUCUGGCGAAUACUACAUAGCUCUUCCCGACGGUCGUCUUCAGCGUGUGCAAUAUGUUAGCCGACAGGACGUCGAAGCCAUGAAGUACUUUGCCAAAAUUCAAGCCGAGAACGUGGAACCUCUCCGCGGGCCCAUCUACGCUUACGCUCCUUUGCAGAAGCUGCAGAUACUGCCGGCUGGAUUGCAAGUGUCCGUGGCGCCGAUCGCAGCAGCUGUCCCCGUAGAAUCGAAACCGCAAAAACUCGAAAUUAAGCCGGUCGCUACCCAAGUGCAAUACCAGAACGAUAACCCCGCAGCCGUGAUCCCGUUGUCCGCUAACCCCGUGAGCUCCUCUUAUACUACCUAUACCACCAAUUACCAAGUCCCCGCCAGCGAGUCCAGAUACCUGCUGUCGGUACAGUAAGUUCAGAAAAAGACAUUCCACGUACAUACAUAUAAUUUAUGUAUUUAUGUAUAAACUGAUUUGUCUUGGCGAGGACCGCACUGGGUCUUAAGUUAAUUCUUGCGAAGUCAAUUGUGCACGUGCUGACAGUACGCGUUGAGUCAAUUAUGUAGGUUAAGGACGAAGUGACAAUAUAUAAAGCGA